GGCCAGCAGGGGCGCUGUUGUCACUUUGCAUACCCAUAAGCGGGGGAGUGAGAGGUGCAUGAAAUGGAGAAAAAUGGCGGAUCAUGUGCAGGGCCUUGCCCAGCUGGAGAUCCUGUGUAAGCAGCUGUACGAGACCACCGACACCGCCGUCCGACACCAGGCAGAGAAAGCUCUGGUUGAGUUCACCAACAGCCCCGACUGUCUCAGCAAAUGUCAGCUCCUGCUGGAGAGAGGCAGCUCCUCAUAUUCUCAGCUGCUUGCGGCCACCUGUUUGUCUAAACUGGUGUCUCGAACCAGCAACCCUCUACCGCUCGAGCAACGCAUCGACAUCCGGAACUAUGUGCUGAAUUAUUUGGCCACGCGGCCGAAGUUAGCAGCGUUUGUGACCCAGGCCUUGAUCCAGCUGUACGCCAGGAUCACCAAACUGGGCUGGUUCGACUGUCAGAAAGAUGACUACGUCUUCAGAAACGUCAUCGCAGAUGUGACGCGCUUUCUACAGGAUAGCGUUGAACACUGCAUCAUCGGCGUCACCAUCCUGUCCCAGCUUACCAAUGAGAUCAAUCAGGCCGACACGACGCAUCCUCUGACCAAACAUAGGAAGAUAGCAUCGUCAUUCAGAGAUUCCUCCCUCUUCGACAUUUUCACUCUUUCCUGCAACCUCCUCAAACAGGCUUCGGGAAAGAACCUGAACCUGAACGAUGAAUCUCAGCACGGCCUGCUGAUGCAGCUGCUCAAACUCAGCUACAAUUGCCUCAACUACGACUUUAUAGGAACUUCCACAGACGAGUCGUCGGACGACCUCUGCACCGUACAGAUCCCCACGUCAUGGAGAUCAGCAUUUCUCGAUUCCUCCACCCUGCAGCUCUUUUUCAAUUUAUAUCAUUCCAUCCCUCCGUCCCUUUCCCCGUUGGUGUUGUCAUGUCUAGUCCAGAUAGCCUCUGUGAGGAGGUCUCUCUUCAACAACGCAGAACGAGCAAAGUUUCUGUCACAUUUGGUGGACGGAGUUAAGAGGAUACUAGCAAACCCACAGUGUUUGCCAGAUCCGAAUAACUACCACGAGUUCUGUCGUCUGUUGGCGAGGCUGAAGAGUAACUACCAGCUGGGGGAGCUGGUCAAAGUAGAAAACUACCCUGAAGUCAUUCGCCUCAUAGCCAACUUCACCGUCACCAGUCUGCAGCACUGGGAGUUUGCCCCCAACAGCGUUCACUACCUGCUGAGUCUGUGGCAGCGUCUGGCAGCAUCGGUUCCCUACGUCAAAGCCACCGAACCUCACCUGCUGGAGACCUACACUCCAGAGGUCACCAAGGCCUACAUCACAUCGCGGCUCGAGUCGGUCCACGUCAUCCUCAGAGAUGGUUUAGAAGACCCUCUGGAUGACGCUGGCCUGGUCCAGCAGCAGUUAGACCAGUUAUCCACCAUCGGGAGGUGUGAGUAUGAGAAGACUUGUGCUCUGCUGGUCCAACUGUUCGACCAGGCAGCUCAGACCUACCAGGAGCUGCUACAGUCCACCAACUCGAGCGCUGCAGACAUCACUGUGCAGGAGGGUACGAGCGGCACACAAAUGGGGAUUCAAGCUCAAGCUUUAAAUUGUCGGUUGACAUGGUUGGUUUAUAUAAUCGGGGCAGUGAUCGGCGGACGGGUGUCGUUUGCGAGUACAGACGAGCAGGACGCCAUGGACGGAGAGUUAGUCUGUCGGGUGCUCCAGCUGAUGAAUCUCACUGACUCUCGGCUAGCUCAGGCCGGCAACGAGAGACUGGAGCUGGCCAUGCUCAGCUUCUUCGAGCAGUUCAGAAAGAUCUACAUCGGCGACCAGGUGCAGAAAUCAUCAAAGCUUUAUCGGCGACUAUCAGAGGUUCUGGGUUUGAACGACGAGACGAUGGUACUCAGUGUCUUUAUAGGGAAAAUCAUCACAAACUUGAAGUACUGGGGCCAGUGUGAACCAAUCACCUCCAAGACACUCCAACUACUGAACGACCUUUCGUUAGGGUACAGCAGCGUGAGGAAGCUGGUGAAGCUCAGCGCUGUCCAGUUCAUGUUGAAUAACCACACAAGUGAGCACUUCUCCUUCCUGGGAGUGAACAACCAGUCCAAUCUGAGUGACAUGAGAUGUCGAACCACCUUCUACACGGCGCUGGGGCGCCUGCUAAUGGUCGAUCUAGGUGAGGAUGAGGACCAGUUCGAACAGUUCAUGCUGCCUCUGACGGCCGCGUUUGAAGCUGUGGCUCAGAUGCUGAGUACGAACACCUUCAACGAGCAGGAAGCCAAGAGGACUCUGGUGGGUUUGGUUCGAGACCUGCGGGGAAUCGCAUUCGCCUUCAACGCCAAGACGAGCUUCAUGAUGCUGUUUGACUGGAUAUAUCCGGCCUACAUGCCCAUCCUGCAGCGAGCCAUAGAGCUUUGGUACCACGACCCAGCAUGCACCACGCCUGUCCUCAAACUAAUGGCUGAGCUGGUUCACAACAGAUCUCAGCGGCUACAGUUUGAUGUGUCGUCACCCAACGGCAUCCUGCUGUUCAGAGAAACCAGCAAGAUGAUCACAACCUACGGGAAUCGCAUCCUGACGCUGGGGGAGGUCCCGAAGGACCAGGUGUACGGGGUGAAGCUGAAGGGCGUCAGCGUGUGUUUCGGCAUGCUGAAGGCGGUGCUCAGCGGAAACUACGUCAACUUCGGCGUCUUCCGUCUGUACGGCGACGACGCUCUGGAUAACGCCUUACAGACCUUCAUCAAACUGCUGCUGUCCAUCCCCCACAGCGACCUGCUCGACUACCCGAAGCUCAGCCAGUCCUUCUACUCUCUGCUGGAGGUGCUGACCCAGGACCACAUGAACUUCAUCGCCAGCCUGGAGCCUCACGUCGUCAUGUACAUCCUGUCCUCCAUAUCAGAAGGGCUCACGGCACUCGGUAAAGAUACGAUGGUGUGCACGGGCUGCUGCUCCAGUCUGGACCACAUAGUGACGUACCUGUUCAAGCAGCUGUCGCGCUCCACGAAGAAGCGUCCCACCCCGAUGGCGACAGACGACCGCUUCCUCCACAUCAUGCAGCAGCACCCGGAGAUGAUCCAGCAGAUGCUGUCCACGGUGCUGAACAUCAUCAUCUUUGAGGACUGUAGGAACCAGUGGUCGAUGUCUCGACCUCUGUUAGGCCUCAUCCUGCUCAACGAGAAGUAUUUCGCUGACCUGAGGAACAGCAUCGUCAACAGCCAGCCUCCAGAGAAGCAGCAAGCCAUGCACUUAUGUUUCGAGAACUUGAUGGAGGGAAUAGAGAGAAAUCUUCUAACAAAGAAUCGGGACAGGUUCACUCAGAACCUGUCUGUGUUCAGGAGGGAAGUCAACGACAGCAUGAAGAACUCGACAUACGGCGUCAACAGCAACGACAUGAUGAGCUGACAUUCCACACAGAGGAGUCUUAUCCCGCUGCAGACAGAGCUCACCCCCCCCCCCUCGCUCCUCCACAGCCUCCCUCCCUCCCUCCUCCCCACCUCCCCCCCUCUCUGCAUCAGCCUCCCCCCUCCCUCCCUGGGCCCGGAUGCCUAGGGAUCACCUCCUCCCUCCCUCUCCCCUCCCCGAACACGACGUACGGGAUCGUUCCCUCCCUCCUUUUUGAUAUAAACAUAUAUAAAUAUAUACAGAUCUAUUUUAAAGCGAUGGUCUGGCUGUCCUAUCAGUGGAGGGGUCAGGAGGUCAGAGGGAGGGGGAGGGAGGGAGGGAGGGAGGGAGGGGGUCGCAUGUCUAAGCACUCGAAAUCACUGGCGGAGGAAGAGGAGAGUGCUGCGGAGGUGACGGGAGGCGAGGAAGGGGACGAACGCCGGUAAACGUAGUAAUCCGCUUCUGCCUGCCUUGUAUAGAAAAACACACAAAAAACCAAGUGUACAUUUUUUUUCGUAACAUUUUGAACAAUGUUUAUAAAAUGAUCGAAUUUAAAACACAAAGAUGAGUUGAGGAAAAACAAAAAAAACCACGUCAAAAAAAAACAAAAAAACGGUGUGAUUGAGCUUUUUACAGUGUAGUGAGUUAGUGCAACUGUCUGUCUGCGUGGGGAGCGAGCUUUCCACGGGAGCUGGAGGUGAGCGGGAGCAUGGGGGGAGAACGGGGGAGGACGGGGGGGAGUGAACUGAGCUGCAGGGUGGCCACAGGAGCACUUAGGCUGCAGAACAGGAAGCAGAGGUACACACACUAAGAGAAAGGGAGAGUCAGAGCAUACACGUUGUACAUUUUACUCAAGUCUCUGGUUGAAGUGAUGUAAAUAUUGACGUCCCUCGCGGCGGCGGCGGCGGCGGUGGCGGCGGGCUCCACGGGCUUUAAAGGGACAAUUCUGCUGUUUUUCAACCCGAGUCUUAUUCUCCUGUUUGUGUCACCGUGACUUCACUUUGAUCAGAAGAUUUCAGAAACAGAGUUCCUCAAAAAUCUAAUAAAACCCUCAUAAGCCCUGCCCCCUUUUCUCCUCUGCAGGAAGGAUUGUUGAGCUGUGAUUGGAAGAGCAAAAAGGGGCGGGGCUUAGUAAGGGUCAAUUACAAGAGCUUUGAUUCAUAAGAUUUAAGAUAAAAUGUUUGAGAAAGAAAAAUCUGCAACCAGAGAAUUUUUUACAUUUUAGCAAAAAAAAAUCCCUAAAAGAUUUUUUGCGAUUGUUAAAAAAGUUUCUGAAUAAUUUUCUGUCCGACCAACAAUCAAGUUUAUAAUCAUUAUUAUUAAUAAGAAACAAAAUCAGAAAAUAUUCAAAUGUCAGAACCAGAAGUUUUUUAUAUUUGUGUGUGUGUGUCGGGUUUCUGGUCCGACCGGAGUCAGAACAAACACUGAGGUUGAAAAACAUCAGAACUUCUUUCCCGUCGUCCCGUCGAGGCAGCGGCGGCGUCCUGUUGGCCUCACACACCCGCUUGUUUCCCUGGCGACGAUCGACGUGUAAACAACAUGGUCACAGCUACAUGUUCCCCUCUGGUAGGCCGGGUGCAGUUUCCACCAUUUUGUUUACACUCUGGAUUCCUCGGACCGGGUUUUCAGGAGGUCCUUUUGGUGUGUGUGCGUGUUGUCUGUGUGUGUGUGUGUGUGUGUGUGUGUGUGUGUGUGUGUGUGUGUGUGUGCGCGUGCGUGUGUGUGUGCGCGUGGAGUGGCGUCUCAUGGUGCUGCGACGGAGCCGAACCAGCCGAGGUCCGUGCCACCGUACAGGGGGGAGGGUCUGGUCGGAGCUCCCUGAAGGAACCAGGUCUAGUUUAGUCUGAAGGAGUCAAACAGUGUACAAAGCGGAGCCGCUGGAGUCCAUUAGCAACUUGUGUUACUCUCUACGAUGUUGCUGCUAACUGUUUGUGACAACUAGCUCAUUUCUAACCAUGUCAGCACUCAUGGAUGUUUAUUGAGUUUCUAAGUUUUGGUUUGUGUCCCUGAUGUGAAUGUGUUGGGUCCAUAGAGUGAGUAGCUGUUUGAGUUGUUUGGAUGUCUGCUACAUAUAGUGUAAGCAUUGUGACUGCAAAUAAACCUCAUUGAUUUUUA
Messenger RNA from Dicentrarchus labrax (European seabass), 5479 nucleotides. It is a transcript of the gene xpo7, whose product is annotated as exportin 7. NCBI's taxonomy places the organism in Eukaryota, Metazoa, Chordata, Actinopteri, Moronidae. Gene Ontology annotation, molecular function: small GTPase binding; nuclear export signal receptor activity. The coding region runs from base 59 to 3385 and encodes 1108 amino acids. Gene Ontology annotation, cellular component: nuclear pore; cytoplasm. The transcript is spliced from 28 exons. The record is from RefSeq and is a predicted model, not a curated record. Gene Ontology annotation, biological process: protein export from nucleus.